AUGGGUGGCAAAGUCUGGUCAGAGAAGGAGGAGAGAUACUUCUGGCGCGUAGCCAUGUCGGUCGGGCCCAAGCGAGCCGGCGUUGACCGUGCGAAGCCUGAGCGAUCGUGGAAUGACCUGGCUGCUGAUAUGCAGAGAGCCAUGGGGGAGGAUUCCCGCCGCGAAUACAGCGGCGUUCUGAUGUUCGAGCACUACUUCCAAAAUAUUGAAACUCGCCGUCGCUCACCCAACGCUGCUCAAUACGUUCGCGAAUAUGAGAUUAAAGCCGGUACGUUU
Messenger RNA from Pseudomassariella vexata, 276 nucleotides. RefSeq lists its product as uncharacterized. NCBI's taxonomy places the organism in Eukaryota, Fungi, Ascomycota, Sordariomycetes, Amphisphaeriales, Pseudomassariaceae. The transcript is spliced from 2 exons. The annotation marks the transcript as partial. The record is from RefSeq and is a predicted model, not a curated record.